AUGGCAACCGCUUCAGCUUUCUCUUAUGCGCAGGCCGCCAAGGGUCAGGGCACUGCCCCGUCAAAUGCUCCCUCUGGACAGCCCGUCCAGGACGCCCAGCCAUCAGCAGCCGCGCCCAAGGCUGCCACAGACGCCGAGAGCGCCACCGAGCCCACCGAGGCCGUUCGAAGCGCCGAUUCUCCUGCCGCCACGGAGAAGCAGGAUGCCGCCAGCGCCACGGCUCCCGAGGCCGAGCCCCGGUCAGAGGAUGCCCAGGAGGCGCGCCGCGAGCCCGUACGGGACGAUGAGUCCAGUCGGUUAGAUCGCCCAUGGCGACGAAAUGACAAAGGCACGAGGUCCUCGAGCACCACCACGCGAUCGGUCGACGAACAAGACGCCAGGAGGCCGCGGAAGUCUAAGAAGUCCAAGGCUGCUGACAAGCAAGCCAACGACCAGUCAGCGGCGGCGGACAAGGAGCAGGAGCCUGAAAAGGAAGCUCCCAAGGUCGAGCUGUUUGAGGCGCCUAUUCCUUCUGUCAACAUCUGGCGGCAGCGCGCCGAGGCCCUUUCGGCAAAGGCUAAGCCGUCUCCAGCCCCCUCUGCAGAGCAGACCACCAAUGGCUCGCCGAAGCCCGAAGCGUCCCCUAAAGUGGCCGAGAAUGGCACUCCAGCUCCUGCUGCCCAACGUGAAAGCAUACCGAAUGGCGUCAAGCCUCCUCGGAAAUCGGUCGAUGCCCCUCGCUCCGAGAGAAACGCUAGCCGUGGCUCAAGGGUAGCGGAUAAAGAUGCCAGCAGGGGCGAUGUGCCCCCUUCAGUCGCCGACACCACGGCCUGGCCCACGCCCGAGACGGCCAUCCAAGAAGACAAGAAGAAGCCCGCAGAGAAGUCUGACCGUCCCGAGAAGGAGAAGGAUGCCUCGGAGGACGGGUCUCAGUCAAAGCCGAGACAGAAGGGAAAGUGGGUGACGAUGGACUACGUGCCGAGCGUCAACUUUGAGACCCAGCUCCCCCAGAUGCGCAACUCCAAGCCUCGCGGCGGAGCCAGAAACGCCAACGGCUCCAGGGCCACGGGGGCAUCCAACGCCGGUGACAAGGCUGCCGCCCCCGUCGCCAGCCAAGGCAAGCCCAGCGAGAACAGCAGCAGCAGCAGUAACAGCGGCAAGGAGCGUCCUCGUGACGGCGCCAACGGCCCGAACCGAAAUGCGCAGCCCGCUCAGGCUACGAGCAAGCGCUCAUCGACAGAUAUGUCUGGCGCACGUGAACAGAGGAAGACUCAGAGCCACACUGGCAACGAGAAGAGCAAGGAUGCCACCUCAAACUCCAACGAGCAGGGCCAUGCCGCUCGUGAGCGAACAGAGAGCCGCAGCGACAGACCGCGAGGUGGAUACCGUGGACGUGGCGGACACCAUCCCGUCAACGCUCAGCACCAGCACCAGCACACUGGAUCCAGUUUCUCUGCAUCGGGUGCUAUGGGCGGACGAGCCCAGGGCCCCUACAGCCCACCUCCCCGGCAGGGUGCCCAUGGUCAGAUGUACAUGCCAUCCCAAGGUCGUGGCCGAGGCGGCCGAAACAAUGCUGGCAACUACCAUCGGAUGUCACUCCCCAACGGAUCGGCACGCAUUCCUCAGGUUCAGACUCAGUUUGCCCCGUUUGAGUACCCGAUGGCGCCGAUGACGGCAAUGCCCUUCCAGCCUCAGCCCUACUGGGACAACAUGCUGGUGCCGGUUCUCAAGAGCCAGGUCGAGUACUACUUCUCCAUUGAGAACCUCUGCAAGGACGUAUACCUCCGCGCACGGAUGGACUCGCAAGGCUUCGUGCCCCUGCACUUUAUUGCCUCCUUCAAGCGUGUGCGAGAGCUCUCUGCCGAUAUCGCCCUGGUUCGCGCCGUGUGCGAGAUGUCCACUGAGCUUGAUCUCGCCGUUGGCGAAGACGACAUUGAACGCGUGCGACGAAGCACGGCAUGGGAAAGCUUUGUCUUGCCGCUCGAGGUCCGGGAUGAGUUUGCUCGCAACCACGGCCCGGCCCACCUGACGUUCAAGAACCGACCAUCGCAGAUGCCGCCUCAGUUCAACGGAAUGCCCGUUCCCUAUGGCAUGACAUCGCCUCAGGCAUAUGCAGUCCCCACCGACGCUGCGUUCCAGCAGCAGCUCCCCGAUGAGUCUUUCGUCAACCAGGGAGUUAACGGAUUCGUCAACGGCCACGUCAAUGGCCAUGCCGGCUCCAGCCAGUUGUCCGCCGAUGUGCCCGACUUUGCUCCCUCAGGUGUUCUCAACCUGGGCGACCAGGGCAAGACUGAUGGUCCGGUUAUCACGAAUGGACACGUUGAGAAGGCCGUCGAGAGCGUGCUGACGAAUGGGGUCUCCCACGAACAGUCUGCGUAG
Messenger RNA from Trichoderma citrinoviride, 2358 nucleotides. RefSeq lists its product as hypothetical. The transcript has 2 exons. The record is from RefSeq and is a predicted model, not a curated record. Gene Ontology annotation, molecular function: RNA binding. Lineage: Eukaryota; Fungi; Ascomycota; Sordariomycetes; Hypocreales; Hypocreaceae. Gene Ontology annotation, cellular component: cytoplasmic stress granule; cytosol. Gene Ontology annotation, biological process: positive regulation of translation. Bases 1 to 2358 code for a protein of 785 amino acids.